Messenger RNA from Paramecium primaurelia, 1615 nucleotides. The record is from the annotation of a GenBank genome assembly. NCBI's taxonomy places the organism in Eukaryota, Ciliophora, Oligohymenophorea, Peniculida, Parameciidae.
AUGAAUAAUUCCAUUAUUAAAGAUCCUCUGGUUGAGCAAUUUGAACUAUUAAACUAAGAUGCAACAGCAGCUAUGUAGUAUUUAGCAAGUAAAUUUAUUGUCUAAUUUAUUAGAUAAUUACGAUAAAGAAUAAAUAUUGAAACUAACAAUAAAAUUAAAUGAAUUAUUAAGAAAAUCUGAAGAUGAAAACCAUAAAUUGAUAGUUGGAGUAGCUAAACCUUAAGGAUUAGUGAAAUUGGCAGAUGAUCAUUAUUGUAAAUUAUUAACACAAUAUGCUAAUUUCUGCUAAGAGAAUGAGAAAAUUGAAAAAUAAAGAAAAUAAAUAGAUAAAUAAACAAACUAAUAUAUUGCUAUUUUAAAAGAAUAAAAUAAUGAGAUGAGCUAGAGUAUAUUACAGAUUAAGAGAAAUGAUGUAUUUAAAGAUGAGUAUAUACGUAAUCUUGAGAAAAAUUACAAAAAUUUAUAAUAAGAGAAUAAUUAAUUAAAUGAGAAAAUAAUAAAAAUAUAGUAAUAGAUAGAUACUUAAUAAAAAUCUUUUUAAUCAAUAGAUUAGUUAGUAAGAGAGUUGAGUGAAAAAUACAAUAAACUUCAAGAAAUUACAAUAUAACAGCAAAUUGAAAACUUGGAUGAAAACUCUAUGAGGAUUGAGGUAGAUGUUCCAUAAUUUAAGGAAAAUAUCUAAAAUCUCAAUAUGGAACGAGAAUAAACUAUUAAAUAUAUGAAAGAUUUAUUAAAAGAAUUUUAAUCUAAUAAUUAGUAGAAUAUUAAUAGGGUCAAUAAUAUUAAUGAGUAAAGAAUUUAAAACAUUAUCAACACUAUGAAAAAUGUAAUUAAUUAUAUAAAAAAUGUGGAAUAGAGUAUAGAGAUUACUAAAAAAAAUAUAAUUAAAUUUUUUAAAAAUUAAAAUUCUAAAGAAAAGAAUACAAUGUAAUUAUUGGUUACACAAUUGGAUUAAAAUAAAAAUUGUUUUAAUCAUGUUAGACCAAUUUUAGAAGAUUUAUUAAAUGUUUUUAAUUAUUUUGGAGUUAUUAAUGAACAACUAUAUUCAAACAAUUAAAUACUUGAAAAUUAAUUGUAAAAUUUAAAUAAUAGAAAUAAUGAUUUCGAAAAAAAAAUUGAAAGUUUAAUCAAUGAAUUGGAUCAAAAAAACGAAGAAAAAAAAAUUAUAAAAGAAUAAGUUAUUUAUUCACAAGAAAAUAGAAUAGAAACACAGUCUUUAAAUAAUUUAAAUUAAUAUUCUAAACUCUAAAAUCAAUUUUUUGAUAAAAUUAAGGACAACAUAGGUAAUAUGCUUAUUUUCAAUUUAAAUUUUUUUGUUUGUUGGAUAUUUCAUAUUAAUUCAAAAUAACAGAAUACAUAAUCAUUAGAAAGUACAAAAAAUUUUAUUCUUGGUUUAUAAGACUAAAAAAAUAAAAUUGAAUUAGAUAGUAUGCAAUAAUAGUUGAAAAAGAAUUUAGAGUUUAUUGAGUAGAUUUAUUCUUAACAUUCUCGCUAUUAAAUUUUUAAUAAGUGUCAUUUGUAAAAUUUAUAAUCCAUAUUGAAAAUUUUGUAAACGAUCUAAAAUUAUAAGAAAGAAAUUGAGAAUCAUGAAAAAACUAUUUAAAAAACAAAUUGA